UGAUGUGACGGCACUGCAGCUCGCUCAUCCUAUCGAUUUUCGUGUGCCGAUGAAAGUGUCGAGUUCCUCGGUCUAGUUUUAGUGUUAAACGAAUAAACGGUUUGAAUGGGAUUCAUUUAUAAAAAGCAAGUUUUAAGUGGUGUGUGAUCAGAGCUUCUCCAAGAUGACGAAGGACAGAUUGGCAGCGCUCGUUGCGGCCCAGAGCGACGAUGACGACGUCGGACCAGAUGAUGUUGCUGUCAACGUCGAGGGGCGCGAUGGGUUCAUGGAUGCAUUCUUCAGUGAGGUGGAAGAUAUACGGGACAUGAUAGAUAAGAUCCAAGCAAAUGUAGAAGAAGUGAAGAAGAAACAUAGUUCUAUUCUUUCUGCGCCUCAGAGUGAUGAAAAAACGAAACAAGAACUUGAAGAUUUAAUGGCCGAUAUAAAGAAAACUGCCAAUAAAGUCCGUGCCAAGCUUAAAGUGAUAGAACAAAAUAUAGAGCAAGAAGAACAAAUCAAUAAAUCAUCGGCGGAUUUGAGGAUACGGAAAACACAGCACUCGACGCUAUCCAGGAAGUUUGUAGAAGUCAUGACGGAAUAUAAUCGAACGCAAACGGACUACAGGGAACGAUGUAAAGGGAGAAUACAAAGGCAAUUAGAAAUCACCGGUAGACAAACAACAAACGAAGAAUUAGAAGAGAUGUUAGAACAGGGAAACCCAGCAGUGUUCACACAAGGUAUUAUAAUGGAAACGCAACAAGCCAAGCAAACCCUAGCGGAUAUAGAAGCGAGGCAUGCGGAUAUUAUUAAAUUAGAAAAUUCAAUCAAGGAACUUCAUGACAUGUUCAUGGAUAUGGCGAUGCUAGUCGAGAACCAGGGAGAAAUGAUCGAUCGUAUCGAGUACCAUGUAGAACACGCUGUGGAUUAUGUACAAACAGCAACCCAAGAUACCAAGAAAGCGUUAAAAUACCAAAGCAAAGCGAGGCGGAAGAAAAUUAUGAUCUUAGUCUGCGUAACAAUUCUCGGAUUAAUAGUCACAGUCACCAUUGGAAGUUACUUGGGGCUGAUGGGGUAAAUAUUGAUGGUGAACCAAUUUUCGACUAAUCAUCGUUCUUCUUCGCUUGCUCCGAGCAUAAAUUUGCAUUGUUUGUUGUUGAGACAGUCUAUGUAGUUAUUUUUAUUUGACAAAUUUUUGGUUUGUAGCUUAGAGUGCAGAUGUAAUUAUAAAAGGAACAUGUUCAAGAAUCUUGGCAAACAUUUGCUGUAGCAAUAAUAUGUAAAUGUUGAGUUCGACAAUGUGUGAUAUUUAAGCAGACGUUAAAUUUUCGUUUUAAAAUUGUCUAGAAAUGUUACUGCGUACUAGUGUACAGAGUUACUGUUUUCUAUGUCUAUAGAACAGAAGACAAGUUUUUAUUUUGGGCAUAUCGAGAAAAGGUGCCAGUUUUUCUUUAUAACCUUUAUGUAAAUUGAGGUCUGAAAUUACCGUGUAAUAUAUUUUAAGAAAAUGUUGAUUAAUAGUGUUAGCUUAAGAUAGAUUUUUAGGUGUAGCAGCUACUGUUGUUCUUUAUAGAGGGGUGCACACACAAUCAGUAGAUUUUGAAAGGCCUAACUAAAAUUCGGAAGACAGUACCUUCAUAUGUACCUGUUGCACGUAACUACCCAGACUGUACACAUUCAACCCCAGUCGCCAUACAAAAGAGAAUAUUUUUUUAAACUAACUUUUGAACUUUCCCAUCAAAAAAUCACUAAAGACGACUGACUUAGAAAUUAAAUCCAAAUAAAAUAUCAAGACUUAGCAUAUCAUGCUACUUAAGUUAAUCAAGAUUAAUAGACUUGCACUUUAGGGAUUCCAGGCACAAGGUUUUGUUACGUUAAGAAAAUUUCCUAACGUAACAAGCGUUGAGCUGUUUGAUUUAUCGAUAAGUUUUUGGCGGGAAAUUUUGAAACUAUCUACACUUCAUCUUUUAAGCACUGAUAUCAUUAUGGCGAAGCGGUCGUACAUACAUCAGGUUUAAGAAAAGUAGAUCACAUAAGGCCAAUUCACACAAAAGCGAUCAGUUGUGCUAGUAACAACUGGAAAGUUGUCUAUUUUUAUGAGGAAAAGUUUUAAAAAUUGCACUUUUUUGGAGAUAUUUAAAAAUGUAGAACACGAUUUUAUUUUACGGUUUUACAUAGUUCCAGGAGAAUAUUUACACUUAAAAAAAUAGAGAUAAGACAUGAAUAUACUGACGGGACCGUAAAAGGCUGUUAAAAUUUUUGCAUCUGCAAUGAACUACACGUAAUACUUACUUGUAUAUGAUAACAAUUAUGUUGUGUCAAACUUUAUGCCUACAACUGACUUUUUCGAGGGAGCAAAGAGUUCAUUUUUUGUUCGUUUCGUGUCUACUACCACACUUCAUUUUGUUUGUUUUUGGUUUAGCUGAAGUUAGCUUUGGAUUUGGAUCCGUGUUUUACUGACUUAAGUUAGGGUCAGUUUUGCGUGGAACCAGAUAGAUAAUAAAAGCUUCACACCGGAAAUGACUAUAUCGAAAAAGAAGCUAACUUCAUUAUUGUUAUUUUUGGUCUUUUUGCCGUGUAGUGUUGUGUGCGUCCAAGAACGAAACGCACCAAAACGGUAACUUCCAAAAAUUCAAGUGAACUACACUAUAAAAAUAAAAUGGUGUUCUAUCCAGAAACAACUUCUGACAAAAACAAGACUUGUAUAACGUAACUGAGACUGCAACUUGAAAAUAUCGUUGAAGUAAUCUAAGUCCUCUAGACUAAUGUUAUUUUUUAAUGAUUUUAGAUAUAAUAUAUGUAUACCGAAAUAAGAGGCGAAUUGUUCGUUUCUGCGUGGAAUGGCCUAGCGUUAUUGUCUUCCGUCAUCCCUUUUGCCCUUUUCAGUUGGUUACCGUUUAGUUUGUACAUUUCUAGGCUUUCAAGGAUCUCUGUAAUAAUGAAAAUAAGUCUUUCGUCAUAUUUAUGUAUGUAGACGAUUUUGUACUGGACCUAAAUCAUAGCAUAGUUCCAGUAUGGCGGUGGCGUUAGUAAUUCACUUUCUGCUAGUGAAUUGUAACACCAGCGAAGCAAUUCAAGUUAUACGUGUCAAUUCAAUUGGAAAAAUCUUUGAAACUUAUAAUGUAAUAAAUUUUCUUGCAUCUUUAAGUGUCGAUGCAAACAAGUGAGAUAUUAAUGUAGUUAAAAAUACUUUUUAUCAUGUAAGUAGUUCUUUGAGAUAUGAGUAUGUAGUAGAGAUAGGCUAUUUUGAACAAAAUAAAAACGAUGUUACACAUCUGUACAUUAUGUUCACAAGUUGAAAUUAUUUUUGUUUAUGUCUAGCAUAGUUUUACAAAGAAAUGGCAAUAUUUAUAUAUAAUAUCAGCUCCUUUAACCAUACUCGUUCGAUGAAUCAUCGUCGCUCUUCUCGCACUUCAUGUUUUAUCUUUAUUGUGAUUUAUACAAUGAUCAUCGACUUUUUUAUAGUUGUAGAUUAGGUUAAUUAGGCGAUUUUGAGGAAAAGUGAGAUGAUUCAUUCAACUUUAUUUAAACAAUGGCCAAAAAAAGCAUAAGACUUGCAUGGUGAUACACCAAUUUAAACCAAAAACCGUGGUUAAAGGAGAACCUUGUGAUUCUAUGUAUGUGUCCUUUUCAACUUUAAAUGAGCACAAAUGUGAAAACGUACUUCAACAAACUAAGUGUAAUAGAUAAUAGUUUCCUAGUCAUAUUGUUAUUUUAUUUAAUUGUUGAGGUUAUUAGUAUGUAACUGUACACUGCAAAAGUAUUGAAGCGUACCCUGACCACUAGCGAAACUUUGUUAUAAGAAAAUCUUUAUUUUUGAACGCUGGUGUUGAGGGCGCAGUCCCCUCACUCGUGUGUUGUGACCUUUGUAGCUAGUGGCACCUGUGUCUAUGUCUGCUCCUUGUAACAUGUCAAAUGAAUGUGCACGCAACCUCCACAAGAUGAUACGACAAAUUAAUCACUUCAUUUCACUUGUAAAUACACUAGUUGUGACCUAAUUGCUUUCACGUAAAGUUUAUACAUUAGACAAUAAUAUAUAGUACCAUCAUUCGUAGAGUUUACGUUCUACAUAUAGCAGAACCAUAACGAGUGUCAUCUUGUGGAUUUGUACCUAUGUAAAUUAGGAGAUUCAUUUAAAUCUAUAUAAUAUACAAUAUUUGAA
Molecule: messenger RNA, 4138 nt
Organism: Zophobas morio
Lineage: Eukaryota; Metazoa; Arthropoda; Insecta; Coleoptera; Tenebrionidae
Gene: Syx1A
Product: syntaxin-1A
Exons: 10
Coding region: 164-1054 (296 amino acids)
Biological process (GO): exocytosis; intracellular protein transport; synaptic vesicle fusion to presynaptic active zone membrane
Cellular component (GO): SNARE complex; synaptic vesicle; endomembrane system
Molecular function (GO): SNAP receptor activity; SNARE binding
Source: RefSeq, a predicted model, not a curated record